Hydractinia symbiolongicarpus is the source of this 1029-nucleotide messenger RNA. RefSeq lists its product as uncharacterized. The record is from RefSeq and is a predicted model, not a curated record. NCBI's taxonomy places the organism in Eukaryota, Metazoa, Cnidaria, Hydrozoa, Anthoathecata, Hydractiniidae. Bases 1 to 1029 code for a protein of 342 amino acids. The transcript has a single exon.
AUGGAGCGCUAUAUGAAACCGAACAGACUGAGUGUUGAUCCUAGUGCUGCGGAUGCUGACAGAACUUAUAAACAUUGGUUUCGUACGUUUGAAAACUUUAUACAUUCGUUAAGUGGUCCUGAGAGCAUAGCAUUUAAUAAGUUGAACCUUUUAAUAAAUUAUAUCGAUCCGAACAUAUACAAGUAUAUAUCAGAAUGUGAUGACUUUGAGAACGCAAUACAGACAUUGAAGGAACUUUAUGUAAAACCAAAUAGUGUAAUUCUUGCUAGACAUGUAUUAUCCACGAGAAAACAAAAGGCUAGCAAAACUCUCGACCAAUUUUUGAAUGAAUUAAAAACCCUUGCUAAAGAAUGCGACUUUCAUCCUGUGAGUGCAGAGGAAUAUAAAUCGGAAAUGAUUCGAGAUGCAUUUAUUAAUAGACUUUCCUCUAAUAUCAUCCGCCAAAGGCUACUUGAAAAUAGGACACUUGACCUGCAAACCGCAUUUGAUAAAGCUCGUGCCCUGGAUGUAGCCCAGCAGAGCUCCAGUGUUUAUUCACAGCAACAUACAUUCACCGAAAUUACAGCUGCAUUGCCGUCAAACUUAGACAUUUCAACGAAAACUGACGCAUCGAAUAAACCCUCGAACCAGGGUUUUUGUUGUUUUUGUGGUAACACACGACACCCACGAAGUAAGUGUCCGGCUCAUAAAGCAAUUUGUCACAAGUGUAAGAAAGUAGGUCAUUUUGAAAAGCUCUGUCGCUCUACACCAGCUGUUGCUCCAAUACCUAGUUAUGACGAUGAUUUCUUUAUCGGCGCCAUUACAGCCCCAACAAAGUUGUCACCAGUUUUGAUAAAUGAUACAUACAAAGCAGAAGCAUUAAUUGACAGUGGAUGUACAGACAAAAGUUUUAUUGGUGAACGAUUGAGCAAAACAUUGAAUUUAAGAGUAACACCAGCCCCUAGCAUGGUUGAAAUGGCUUUAACCGCAUUAUCCACUAAAUCAAUCGCUUAUUGCCAAGUAUCGCUGGCACCUAAAAAUCGUCUGUGA